Molecule: messenger RNA, 2620 nt
Organism: Eimeria acervulina
Lineage: Eukaryota; Apicomplexa; Conoidasida; Eucoccidiorida; Eimeriidae
Exons: 2
Biological process (GO): regulation of transcription by RNA polymerase II
Cellular component (GO): mediator complex
Molecular function (GO): transcription coactivator activity
Source: RefSeq, a predicted model, not a curated record
AUGAGGGGACCAGCGGCUUCCCGUCGGCAGCGGCUGCAGGGGACAGCAGCAUUAGAAGAAGAUAAACAAAAAAACAGCAGCUCUAACUCCUUUCUCUUUUCUUCUUCUUCAACAGGGCAGCAGGCUCAGCAACGAGGUGGCUGUACACUCCAAGGCAGCGCCUCUCGGCUCUCUCCCUUUUCUGCUGCUGCUGCUGCUGCUGCUGCUGCUGCUGUUGCUGCUUCUGAUGGGUUGUACGAUGCCGUAGCAAUAGAGCAGGAGCAGCGCGACAGCCGCAGGUCUCCGCAGUUGAGAAGACGCCAGCAGCAGCAGCAGCAGCAGCAGGAGCUACUGCAGCAUGCAGCAGCAGCAGGAGCAGGAGCAGCAGGCAGCAGCAGCAAACACGCUAGAGGCUCUGGAUCUACUCAUCGCUGUCUCCCUUCCUUUCGCUAUACACCCCAACUCUGCGAGAAAUCUGAAGAGAUUGUUAGGGUGUAUCGGCAGCAGCGUUUAAAAGAGCUAUGGAUGAAGAUAAGCAGCGACGAAGAAGGUGCAGCAGAUUUCUUUGCUCUUCACUCUGUUGCUGCUUCUCUGUCUCUUACAGAGCGUCUCUUUAUUAAAGCUGUUAUUGCUGCUCUCGUGCAGCAAGCCAUCAGCAGGUGCAGCAGCGAUGCAGCAGCAGAAGGAGACACACUAGCAGCAGCCUGCGACCCGUUGCUGCAGCAGCAGCAGCAGGAGCAGCAGCCGCUGCAGCAGCUGCAGGUGCAGCACCCAGAUAAAGAAGGCCCAGUUAAGAUCAGCACGCUGUCUCCUUCUUCUAGACCUCCUCGCUUUAGACAGGAGACAGGGGAUUUGCUGCAGUCUGCAGCAGCAGCACAGCAGCAGCAGGAGCAGGUGCUGGACCCGCAGCAGCAGCAGGAGCAGCUGCAGCAGGAGCAGCAGCAACAGCAGCAGCAAGCCGCACAGCUAUACCGCCGUCUAGCGAGAGAGAGAGGGAGAGUCUAUAUGCUAGAUGCUGAUGAAGAGACAGCAGAUGCGUCUGCUACACCGCAUCUCUACGUCCCUGCCUCUGUCUUUCUAUCUACCUGCAUGCAGCUGCUUGAGGGUUCGUUUGGUGUUGCAGCUAUUGAUGAAUUUAGAGACACCCUAACUCGCAGCUGCAGGAAGCUUGUUGCUGCUGCUAGCCCCGCAGCAGCAGCAACUAUCGUCCAGCCACACGUUCUCGCAUACUCUCGCAAGCUCGAGGCUCAGCGCCAGCAGCAGCAGCAGCAGCAGGAGCAGGAGCAGCAGCAACAGCAGCAGCAGAGGCUGUUGCUGCAGCGCGUACGCUCCCGAUCCCUACCUGCAUGCGGAGACCCUUCUUGCUGCUUCGAGCAGCAGCAGCAAAUAGCAACAAAACGCUGGAGUCGCUUUGAUGCUGCUAUCCAGCGCUUUAUCCUCAAGAGGCAGCAGCAGCAGCAGCAGCAGCAGCAGCAACUGUCCCUAAAAGAGCAGCAAGAAGCAGCAGCAUGUACAUUUCACCCUGAGAUAAACCCCACGCCUCGCUACCUUAAACAAAGACGUGCAGACAACCAACAGCAGCAGCAGCAGCAGCAGCAGCAGCAGCAGCAGCUGCCUACAGACCCUAUGCAGAUACUGAGGCAGUUUUGCAGCAGAUAUGUCUCUAAUAAUAAAUCUUCGGAGCUGCUGCUCGCUUUAAGUGAGUGUUCGUUUCACCCUAAUGUAGAGAGAUGCAUUAAGAAAGAAAGACAGAGACAGCAGCGCCUGAUGCAGCUAGAGCAGCAGCAGCAGCAGCAGCAGCAGCAGCAGCAGCAGAGACAGGGGAAGAAGGGCAGCGAUAAGGUUAAGGGUAAAGGAGACAGAUGUAAAGACAAAGACAAGCAAACAGCCGCUGCUGUAGACAAAAUAUUUAACUCUUUAGACUCACCCUUCGAUGCUAUCUUUCAAGCUGAUAUCCGCAGAUGGCUGCAGCAAGAAGCAGAUGAGGAGACACCAGCACCAGCAGCAGCAGCAGCAGGAGCAGCAGCAGGGGACUCCGAGGCCCGCCAGCUGCGACGAGGCAAAACUCCUGUUGUUGCUGCUGCUGCUGCUGCUGCUGCUUCAAAGAGAUGGGUGUUAGACGGAAGGGAGCCGCAGCACAGAGACCAUAGACAUGCACUGAGUGCUGCAGCUGCCUGCUGCAACAUAUCAUCAGAGCAGCAGCAGCAGCAGCAGCAGCAGCAACCUGUUGUUGUCCUCGAUUCCAGAGCAGCAGCAGCAGCAGUAUCUGCAGCAACGAGCCCAGCAACACCCGCUGCUGCAGCAGCAAGCCAGCGGAUGCACCGCAGCAGCAGCAGCAAAGGCUACAGCAGCAGCAGCAGCAGCAACACAAAGUCACCGCCCCACGUCGUGCCCUGCAGCUCGAGAAUAACAAACCCAGUACAGAAGUGGAAGGAGGAUCUUCGAGGGGGUUAUUUGCUGCCUUAUUUAAAUUUUUCUUUAGAACAAGACGAAGGAGAAGCAGCAAAGACAAGAAGAACUCAAGUAAAGAAGCAUGACUGGCAGAGCUAUAUACGCUUAGAGCCUAGGGGUUUUCAAGCGAGAGUUAUACCUGCUGAGAAUACACUCAAACUUAUUUGUGAAGAUCUCGCUAAACAAACUC